This is a messenger RNA of Vigna angularis (adzuki bean), 891 nucleotides long. RefSeq names its product thaumatin-like protein. The record is from RefSeq and is a predicted model, not a curated record. The transcript has 2 exons. Gene Ontology annotation, cellular component: extracellular region. Bases 1 to 891 code for a protein of 296 amino acids. Lineage: Eukaryota; Viridiplantae; Streptophyta; Magnoliopsida; Fabales; Fabaceae. Gene Ontology annotation, biological process: defense response.
AUGGACGCUAGACGCGGGCUGGAGACGCAACUCGAGAGGACGGUAGGAGAGAAAACAGAGAUGGUGAGGGAGAUCGAGGAAUUCUCGCUGCCGCUGCGUCCUUGCUGUUGUUGUGUCCUCGCCGUCGCCGCGUCCUCUUCGUCGUCGCGUCCUCGCCGUCGCCGCGUCCUCGCCACCGCUGCGUCCACCAUCGUUUCUCUCUCGCCGCACAGGAGAAGAGGAAAGGUGCUAGUGCCCAAGCCUUGGGCUUCAGCAGGGAUAACAAUAGCCAACAAUUGUUCCUAUCCAGUCUGGCCAGGAAUUCAGUCCAGUCCAAAAUACCCUGUCGUGGCCCGCGGGGGCUUUUUCCUCCCUCCUAACACGGAGCAGUGGGUUGAUUUUCCCGAGAUCUGGUCAGGCAGUAUUUGGGGCCGCUUGGGCUGUAAUUUUGAUGUCGCGGGCCGUGGCAAAUGUGUCACCGGAGACUGUGGCAACGGCCUCUACUGCAACGGGCUCAGCGGUGCCCCGCCGGCCACCAUUCUUAGACUCUCUAUGCAACUUGAUCAAGAACUCUACAAUGUCCCCAUCACCAUAAAAUCAUUCACAGGCCCAGAUGAUUCUAAGUGUGGGAUUGUGGGCUGUACCAAAGACCUCAACACUGUGUGCCCUGCUGCCCUGCAGGUGCGCUCAAGGGACAAUAAGAGUGUAGUCGCGUGCAAGAGUCCAUGUGGAAAUGCAAAGACAUGUGGGCCCAACCAAUAUUCUAAAAUCUUCAAGAAAUAUUGUCCUAAAGCUUAUACCUAUACCUUUGAUAAAACCCCUUCUAGUGUUGUUCCUUGUGCCAAUGUUGGUUAUGUGAUCACUUUCUGUCCUACAAAAAAAAUGAAAGUGAACCUUGUUAUCAACAUAUAA